CGUGGAGCGCGACCACCGCCACCAUCGACACCCCGUCCUCCUUCAUCGAGGGCGACAGCCGCCGCCGCCAUCGACUCCCCAUCGUCCUGCAUCGAGGGCAACCGCCGCCGCCAGCGGAUCGUCCCCGUUCUGCAUCACCGGCACCAGGUCCACGCCGCCGCAACAUCGAAGGACGCCGACUCUAGACAUGGAUGGUCAAGGCCCUGGCGACGAGGAGAGUGAAGAGUAUCGCCUCUUGGUUAGCAAGACCUUCAGAAGUGAGGAUGAAGGAUAUGAGUUCUAUAAUGAGUACGCAAAGGUCAAAGGGUUCAGUAUUAGGAAGGAGGAGGUGAAAUACUUGCCAGGCACACACACUCGGUUCAGGCGGCUUUACACAUGCUUUAAAGAAGGAUACCGUACAUUGGCGAACUUCGAAAAGCCUGAACCAAAAAGAACUCCAAAGGCUCUUACUCGUUGUGGAUGCCGAGCUCGUUUAGAGAUUGAGCUGAGUGCGGCUACCGGGGAAUGGUUCGUGAAGAAUUUUGAGGACAAGCAUAACCAUCCACUUGCUAAGGAAGGCCAGUCUGCUUACCUGUUCUCUCACCGCCGGAUGACAGACGGCCAGAAGGCCGAUGUAGUUGGGUAUGGGAUUGGUGGCCUCCGCACACACAAGAUAAUGGACGUAAUGGAACAUCAGGCCGGUGGUCCCGACAAGGUUGGGUUUAUAUCCGAGAUUUGUAUAACUUUGUCGCGGAGUACAAGAAGAAAAAGAUUGAAGAUGCACAGUCUCGGUUGGACUACGAUGCAUUUGGCGGAGUCCUAAUCUUUGACAGCACUCCGAAACAAGGCGAAUACAUUUCUAUUCAAAGCUUCAUUGAGCAUCCAGGAAUCACAUAGAGUGAUGGAAUUUUUUAACACUAUUUCGUUGGAUGACGACGAGAAUGACGAGAAUGCUGAGGCUGGCGAGAAUGAUGUCAAUACUGCUUCCAGAACAUUUGGUCCGUUGCCUGCAUAUUUUUCAGGGGCAAACCAAGCUUUUACUGGGAAAGUUCUCGAUCCAAUUCCGAUAAAGCCAAAAGGUGCUCCAUCUAAGAAGAGGCCUAAGGCGUUCCAUGAGAGAUUCAGACCCGCGGACUAAGGUGGUAUGUGAUUUGAAGCAAAAGGUGCUGCUGUGUCGUCUUCCGAAGGUGGUUCUCUUCCCAACGUGUGAUGAUUCUGGUACAUGGAUGUGGCGAUGUUCUGAUAAGGUUUUAGGCUUAGCUCUGAAACAUGAAACACAUUUGCUUAUUUGCUUGUUCUGAAAUGUCAGUUACAUAUGUGUUCAGUGUCAAUU
Molecule: messenger RNA, 1312 nt
Organism: Lolium perenne
Lineage: Eukaryota; Viridiplantae; Streptophyta; Magnoliopsida; Poales; Poaceae
Source: RefSeq, a predicted model, not a curated record